This is a messenger RNA of Choloepus didactylus (southern two-toed sloth), 5767 nucleotides long. RefSeq names its product unc-51 like autophagy activating kinase 2 (gene ULK2). The coding region runs from base 430 to 3537 and encodes 1035 amino acids. Gene Ontology annotation, molecular function: ATP binding; protein serine/threonine kinase activity. Lineage: Eukaryota; Metazoa; Chordata; Mammalia; Pilosa; Megalonychidae. Gene Ontology annotation, cellular component: autophagosome; cytoplasm. The transcript is spliced from 26 exons. Gene Ontology annotation, biological process: positive regulation of autophagy; axon extension; autophagy. The record is from RefSeq and is a predicted model, not a curated record.
CAGACGGGCGCGGGCGGCGCGGCCGGCCAGGUCCGAGGGCGGUGGCCGCCUCCUCAGCAGCGCCGCGGGCGGAGAGGGCCGCCGAGCCGGGCAUGGGGAGGCCCGGGCGCGCGCGCGGCCCCGGGGGCGCACAGUGACGGCGGCGGCGCCCCGGGCCCGGCAGCGCCGAGGCCGCUUCGCCAGGGAGCCCGCGGCCGGCGGCGGGCCGGGCCAUGAAGAGCGGCCGGGGCCGGGCCGGGCCUCGCUGACCCCGGCCCCGCGCGGCGGCGGCCUCCCCCGUUUCCGCCCCGGCCUCUCGGCAUGAGCGUGCGCCCGGGCCCGGGGCCGCGGCUGCCCCAGGCCGGCCGCCCGUGGGCGCGCUCGGGGUCCGCGGGCCCGCGGCGCUGAUCCCGGCCCGCAGCCCGCCGGCCGCCCGCCCGGGGCCGCGCCAUGGAGGUGGUGGGCGACUUCGAGUACAGCAAGAGGGACCUCGUGGGGCACGGGGCCUUCGCCGUGGUCUUCCGGGGGCGGCACCGCCAGAAAACUGAUUGGGAGGUAGCUAUUAAAAGUAUUAAUAAAAAGAAUUUGUCAAAAUCACAAAUACUGCUUGGGAAGGAAAUUAAAAUCUUAAAGGAACUUCAGCAUGAAAAUAUUGUAGCACUCUAUGAUGUUCAGGAAUUACCCAACUCUGUCUUUCUGGUGAUGGAGUAUUGCAAUGGUGGAGACCUGGCAGAUUAUUUGCAAGCUAAGGGGACUCUGAGUGAAGAUACCAUCAGAGUGUUUCUGCAUCAGAUCGCCGCCGCCAUGAGGAUCCUGCACAGCAAAGGGAUCAUCCACAGGGACCUCAAACCUCAGAACAUCUUGCUGUCUUACGCCAGUCGCAGGAAGCCCAGCGUCAGUGGUAUCCGCAUCAAAAUAGCGGAUUUUGGUUUUGCUCGUUACCUGCAUAGUAACAUGAUGGCUGCGACGCUGUGUGGCUCCCCGAUGUACAUGGCUCCCGAAGUUAUAAUGUCUCAGCAUUACGAUGCCAAGGCAGACUUGUGGAGCAUAGGGACAGUGAUCUACCAGUGCCUGGUUGGAAAACCACCUUUUCAGGCCAAUAGUCCUCAAGACCUAAGGAUGUUUUAUGAGAAAAACAGGAGCUUAAUGCCUAGUAUUCCCAGAGAAACAUCACCUUAUUUGGCAAAUCUCCUUUUGGGUUUGCUUCAGAGAAACCAGAAAGAUAGAAUGGACUUUGAAGCAUUUUUUAGCCAUCCUUUCCUUGAGCAAGUUCCAGUAAAAAAAUCUUGCCCAGUUCCAGUCCCCGUGUAUGCUGGUUCCGUCUCCGGAAGCUCCUGUGGCAGUUCUCCGUGUCGCUUUGCCUCCCCACCAUCCCUUCCAGAUAUGCAGCAUAUUCAGGAAGAAAACCUAUCUUCCCCACCAUUGGGCCCUCCCAGCUAUCUACAAGUGUCCAAAGAUUCUGCCAGUGCUAGUAGCAAGAACUCUUCCUGUGACACGGACGACUUUGUUUUGGUUCCACACAACAUCUCGUCAGACCACUCAUAUGAUAUGCCAAUGGGAACUGCUGGCAGACGUGCUUCAAGUGAAUUCUUGGUGUGUGGAGGGCAGUGCCAGCCUGCCAUGUCUCCUCACAGUGAGACGGCACCCGUCCCAGUUCCGACUCAGGUGAGGAACUAUCAGCGCAUCGAGCAGAACCUUACGUCUCCUGCCAGCUCUGGCGCAAAUCCACAUGGGUCUCCAAGAUCUGCAGUGGUGAGAAGGUCUAACACCAGCCCUCUAGGUUUCCUCCGGCUGGGAUCCUGCUCCCCAGUUCCAGCAGACACAGCACAAACAGCUGGACGAAGGCUGUCUGCUGGGUCCUCCAGGCCUUACUCUCCUUCUCCUUUGGUGGGUGCCGUUCCGGAGCAGUUGUCGCAGUGCUGCUGUGGGCGACCCCAGGGCCACGAGCCCAGGAGCGGGAGCUCCUCAGGUUCUCCGGUGCCGCAGGCUCAGUCGCCACAGUCUCUCUUGCUGGGUGCCAGGCUGCAGAGCGCCCCCACCCUCACCGACAUCUACCAGAACAAGCAGAAGCUCCGGAAGCAGCACUCGGACCCCGUGUGUCCUUCCCACGCUGGGGCCGGGUACAGCCCGUCCCCCCAGCCCAGCCGGCCGGGCAGCCUCGGGACCUCCCCCACCAAGCACAUGGGGUCCUCCCCCCGGAGCUCCGACUGGUUCUUUAAAACUCCUUUGCCAACAAUCAUCGGCUCUCCGACCAAGGCCACAGCUCCUUUCAAAAUCCCCAAAACGCAGGCGUCUUCCAACCUGCUGGCUCUGGUUACACGCCAGGGUCCGGCUGAAGGUCAGCCCAAGGACGGGAGUGACACCCGGGAGUGUGCCCCUUGUCUCUUGGUGCCCGGAGGGGAGAGGCAGCGGACCGAGCAGCACAGAGCAGCCUUUGGCAGAUCUGUCAGUACUGGGAAAUUGGAUCAACAAGUAAAGCCAUCCUUGGGUGCUCAGCUCCAUCAGGGUAGUACGGACAGUUUAAAUUCAGAACGACCUAUGGAUAUAGCUCCUGCAGGAGCCUGUGGCGUGGUGCUGGCACCUCCUGUCGGAGCAGUGGCGAGUUCCAGGGCCGUCCUCUUCACCGUGGGGUCCCCUCCGCACAGCGCCACAGCCCCUGCCUGUACCCAGAUGGUCCUCCGAGUGAGAACUGCUUCAGGGGGAUCCAGCAGCUCCGGGGGCUCCCUGUGCCCUGCCAGCGGCCGAGUGUGCGUGGGCUCCCCACCCGGCCUGUGCGCGGGGUCGUCCCCCCCGGGCGCGGAGGCUGCCCCCAGCCUGCGAUACAUGCCUUACAGUGCCUCACCCCCCAGCCUCGAGGGGCUCAUCACCUUCGAAGCCCCCGAACUGCCCGAGGAGACGCUGAUGGAGCGAGAACACACAGACACCCUGCGGCACCUGAAUGCAAUGCUGAUGUUCACGGAGUGUGUGCUGGACCUCACGGCCGUGCGGGCCGGGAGCCCGGAGCUGUGCACGUCCGCCGUCUCCGUGUACCAGAUCCAGGAGAGUGUGGUCGUGGACCAGAUCAGCCAGCUGAGCAGGGACUGGGGGCGGGUGGAGCAGCUGGUGUUGUACAUGAAAGCUGCUCAGCUGCUCGCGGCUUCUCUGCACCUUGCCAAAGCCCAGAUCAAGUCCGGGAAGCUGAGCCCGUCCACGGCUGUGAAACAAGUUGUCAAAAAUCUGAAUGAACGAUAUAAAUUCUGCAUCACCAUGUGCAAGAAACUUACAGAAAAGCUGAAUCGCUUCUUCUCUGACAAGCAGAGGUUUAUUGAUGAAAUCAACAAUGUAACUGCAGAGAAACUCAUCUAUAAUUGUGCUGUAGAAAUGGUUCAGUCUGCAGCCCUGGAUGAGAUGUUUCAGCAGACUGAAGAUAUUGUAUAUCGCUAUCAUAAGGCAGCCCUUCUUUUGGAAGGCCUAACUAAGAUUCUCCAGGACCCUGCAGAUAUUGAAAAUGUACAUAAAUAUAAAUCUAGUAUUGAAAGAAGAUUGUCGGCACUCUGCUACAGCCCCGGGACCCUGUGAACAGCGGCCUGUCCUGUGGACCAGUCGGUGGGAACGUGGGGGAGACGUUGGGAUUACACUUUGGAUUCUGUUGCUCCAUCCCCAGGAAACUAAUUUCUUAGUGGUGACUACCAAAGAACAGCGGUGAUUUCAAAAAGGAAAAACUGUCCAAAAACUACGUAUUUGUAGGAAAUCUGCCUUAUCGGAGAAGUCACCCCCUUCCCCUUUCCUUUGUGGAAACAGAAGCAAGAGUAUGCCACUUGGCUCUCAGUUUGAGCUUGGUAAAUAAAUGUCCUUUAAGAACUAGAGUGACCAGUACAGUUAUUCUUAAGGAUAAUUAACAGGGAAACAGUGUGUGGCUUUUCCCUCAGUCACCAGAGGUGAAAUUCCACCUGGAUGAGAAUGAUGGAAAUGGGUCUGCCAGUCCCAGGACUACUGGAGAAGGACUGAGGUACAGGAAGUAAAAAAAUCUACAUCUCAUCCAGGCAGUGUGGUAUUGGGGUAAGUCUGUCUGAACCUGAGCAUGCAUCCUAAAACAGCUCAACAAGAAGUAGCUUAAGAAGAACUUGCAAAAGAUGGCCCUUGGAAGAAAUUUUGAGAUCUUCAGUUUGACCUAACAUGGAUGCAUUAAUCUUCUAAAAUAUUUCAUAUUGCACUAAUUUAUUAAAACAACCAUGUGUUGGAUUUUGCAGUUUAAGACUAAAUGCACAAAUGGACUUGUUUAAAAUAUUUUACUUGAUAUAUACAUAUACCCUUUCCAGAAUUCAGAUGUAAUCUUUAGUGGACUUUUAAACGGUAAAAAGUUGUAUUCAUGUGAACCUUUGCAUUUUUUUACCUAUUCAUCUGCAACCACAGAUUUUGUCAGUAAUAUUUUGAGUUGCUGGUUGUUUGCUUUUGUUUGCAUUUUUAAAUGUGCAUGCAGAAUGUACACUGAUGCCUGUGACCUCUAGGUUUAUUAAAGGGUAGGUUUAUUUGGGCAGUGUUAGAACAAAUAUCAUAAACUGAGAAAACCUCUCAAGAACUGUAAUAGGGCCAAAACAGUUGGUGAUCUAAAGGCUUGUUAGUGAUGUGGCGUUUCUAUAUAAAGCUAGUGGAAAAUGUUUAUUUUUAAUUGAAGCUUGUUUUCUCUUAGGAAAAUGGGCAGGUUUCUCCAGAGUGCCGUGUUUUUAUGCUAAUCCUGACAGUUCACCAGAUCGCUAGUCGUGGAGAAGGCGGGCAGUCAGCAUCCUCCAGAAAGGGUUCCAGCAGUGUAUAUCACUUUGUUUCUUUUACUUACCUGCUUGAAUACUUGAAUAAACCAUCCUCUGCUUUUAAUCCUUUUAUUUGAAUCCUUUUAGGUAAUAUAAUGUGAACUCUGACAAAUUGCACAGACGCUCUUUGGCAUUAAUCUAGUUUUAGUGUACUGAUGAAAACCAACUAACAAAACAAACCCAUUUUUUUCCUUUACUUUGACAAAGUAAUGUAAUUUUUACCUUAUUUAUCUGAAAUUCCAGCAGUUAAUUUGAACCUUUAUUUAUACGAUGUUUGUAUUUUUAGGUCUUUAAUACCGUGUUUCUACCUCUCAUUUGUAACUGCAUGCAUUAUUCUUGAAACCAGGCGAAGCUCACAGAAUUGUCGUGUAAUAGCCUUUUUAUUAUUGUCUGUACAAAUGUAUAUUAAGGUAAAAUAAAAUAGACAAAGUGUUUCUAGGGUAGAGUUGACUCCGUGUUAAGGAGCUUGUCAAGCCAGAUAAUUCCCCAGUGAGUUUGGAGACUUGUCCCAACAUCCUUUGUCCUGCCCAGGACCAAAGGUUCGUGGUGGCUGCCAGCCAGGCCGAGCGUGGGGGGCUCAGCAGGGAGGCCGGGGGUGCAGCACUGUUACUGAGGACACUGUAGCCUGUAUGAAUUUCCAUAGUUUCCAGUGCAUGUUCACUUGUUGUCUCGGUUGUCACCGUUAUCUCAGUUGAUCCUCAGGUGGGGGUGCCCCCCCACCCCCCCACUUUAAGCACAGGAUGAGGCAGGAUCUGAAGUCAGGCAGCGAGGGAAGUGUCAGGCCAGGCUUUGGUGACUUCCAGGUUCAUCUUUCUCUGUGUAAUGAGAGUUCUUGUGGUAGGUGGUUUGUGUGAAACGGUGACGUCUGGACCAGUGGAGAAGAACAAACUGUAAAUUCAUGGACAAUGGUUGUGAUCAUACUUCCAUUAUCAAGGCUAAUUGCUUUAAGAGAUUUUGCCUUGAUUGCAGCAAUAAUAAAAAAAUGCUUUAUGUUUCCUUGA